Molecule: messenger RNA, 3990 nt
Organism: Carassius gibelio (silver crucian carp)
Lineage: Eukaryota; Metazoa; Chordata; Actinopteri; Cypriniformes; Cyprinidae
Gene: sptlc2a
Product: serine palmitoyltransferase, long chain base subunit 2a
Exons: 12
Coding region: 124-1797 (557 amino acids)
Biological process (GO): sphingosine biosynthetic process; ceramide biosynthetic process
Cellular component (GO): serine palmitoyltransferase complex
Molecular function (GO): pyridoxal phosphate binding; serine C-palmitoyltransferase activity
Source: RefSeq, a predicted model, not a curated record
GAGUUUCAGGUUUGUCGCUUAUGGGUUUCGGGGUAGCGGUGACGCGCGUUGCCCUGAUCACCGACUCAUUUCCAUCUUUUCGUCUUCAUGCAUUAGACUGUAUGAAUUUAGUCUUAGAUAAGUAUGACUGAGAGCGAAGGGAAUAAAAAUGAGGAUUGUCAUGCAGCGAAUGGUGUGAAACCAGGAAGAAAUGGCAUGGUGAAGAACCAUCAUCACCAUCAUCAGUAUCAAAAGCAGGAGAAGGUUUACCACGCUGCAUGCAAUGGAGAGCUUUACAGCAGGCCGUUCAUCGAGUCCUUUGAGGAGACUCCCAUGCUGGUCGCCGUGCUCACGUACAUGGGCUAUGGCAUCCUCACGAUCUUUGGAUAUCUGCGGGAUUUCAUGAGGGAGUGGAAAAUAGAAAAAUGCCACAUAGCCAGAGAAAGGGAGGAGCAGAAGGACUUUGUUCCACUUUAUCAAGACUUUGAGAAUUUCUACACUAGGAAUUUAUACAUGAGGAUUCGGGACAGCUGGAACAGGCCCAUUUGCAGUGUUCCUGGGGCCACGUUUGACCUUGCUGAGCGCAGUUCAAAUGAUUACAACUGGACCUUUGAGUACACUGGGCGAGUGGUGAAGGAUGUGAUAAACCUUGGCUCGUAUAAUUAUCUGGGCUUUGCAGAGAACACAGGCGCCUGUGCCACAGCUGCUGGAGAGGUGACGGUGAAACUCGGGGUGGGCGUGGCCAGCACUAGACAGGAAAUGGGCAACCUCGACAGGCACGAAGAGUUGGAGAAACUGGCGGCGUCAUUCCUGGGAGUGGAGUCGGCUAUGGCUUUUGGCAUGGGGUUUGCAACCAACUCCAUGAACAUUCCUGCAAUAGCUGGCAAGGGAUGUCUGAUUCUCAGUGACGAGUUGAACCAUGCCUCUCUGGUACUGGGAGCCCGACUGUCCGGCUCCACAAUCCGCGUCUUUAAACACAAUAAUAUGCAGAGCCUGGAGAAGUUGCUCAGAGACGCUAUCGUUCAUGGUCAGCCUAGAACACAUCGACCCUGGAAGAAAAUCCUCAUCCUUGUGGAGGGCAUCUACAGUAUGGAGGGCUCCAUUAUACGGCUGCCAGAAGUUAUAGCCCUGAAAAAGAAGUACAAGGCCUAUCUUUAUCUGGAUGAGGCUCACAGUAUCGGGGCAUUAGGACCCAACGGUCGAGGGGUGGUGGAGUAUUUUGGAUUGGACCCCAAAGAUGUAGAUGUCAUGAUGGGCACCUUCACAAAGAGCUUCGGAGCUGCUGGUGGAUACAUAGGAGGGAGGAAGGAUUUAAUAGACUACCUACGAACUCACUCUCACAGUGCAGUUUACGCCACCUCUAUGUCGCUUCCUGUCGUGGAGCAAAUCAUCACUUCUAUGAAGUGCAUUAUGGGGAAGGAUGGAACAACAAUAGGUCGUUCACGUAUCCAGCGGUUGGCUGAAAACACAGUCUAUUUCCGUAGGAGACUGCGGGAGAUGGGAUUCAUCAUCUAUGGCAACAAUGACUCACCUGUGGUACCCAUGAUGCUCUACAUGCCCGCCAAAAUAGGGGCGUUUGGUCGGGAGAUGUUGAAGAGAAACAUUGGAGUAGUGGUGGUGGGCUUCCCAGCCACGCCGAUCAUAGAGUCCAGAGCCCGCUUCUGUAUCUCUGCAGCCCACACCAAGGAAAUGCUGGACAGGGCGCUGGAUGUGAUCAGUGAAGUAGGCGAUCUGCUGCAGCUGAAGUAUUCGCGGCACAAAGUUCUUCCCUCGUUGGACCGGCCCUUUGACGAGACCACAUAUGAGGAGAACGAAUAGUGACAUGCUUCCUAUCUGAACCAAAUGUGCACUGCUCAUCUUCUGCUCUCCAAAAAGAAGCAGCGAACCAAUUAAUAAAUAUAACUUUUUUUAUACUUAGGUAUAUCAUCUUUAUUUUAACACAUUAAGCUCUGAACAACAACAAAACAAUGAUGCUUAUCAACAAAAAAAGCUUUUUGUCUCUCCCCAGUUUCCUCUACUGCAUUUGUCACCUCGGUUUUGUUUUGACGUGAGGUUUGGGGUCUGUUUUUAACUCUUUGUGGCAUUCGUUUAAGGAAAUUAAUACUUAGAUUUUUCUCUGCCAGCCACAGCAAGCUUUGAGCUGCUUGUGUACUUGCUAAAGCCAUAUGUCACUGCAGCCUUCAAAACCAUUUUUGUGUACAAAAACCUUUGAGACAUUUUUUCCCCCUAGUAAGUGAGAACAGACUGGCAGCGAACCCAUAAUUCUGAGGAUCCUAACCUAUGAAAGAAUUAAAGGUUCUUCUUAUUGCAUUGUCAGUACAUUCACUUUGUUACCUAUAUCAAACUCCAAAACCUCCACAACUUGGCUGUCUAGUUGUUUUUGUUUCCACAGAUUUUGACUUGUGGCCAGCUCGGGUGUCUUGCUUCGGAUAUUUGUUUUUUCAUUGAGAUACAAAUCGCGGAGGGCGAUGUUGGUUAUGUCUGAGGGAAGUCUAGGUAGAAACAAGGAAUAUUUAUCAAAUUUUCACCUGUGAGAAAACUUGGAUGCUUAUUAUAUGCAUUACCUCUAAAGCUGCAGCGGAAGUUGUGCAUUAUGAUUUCAAAACCUUGUAGAAACUUUACAUUUUAAAAGAAUCAUUCACCUGAAAAUGAAAGUGUUGUGAGAGAUAACUUGUUUUCAGGCCAUCCGAGAUUUUGAUUUUCAUCAAAAUUUAGGAUGCCACUUACUCGCCAAUGAAUCCUCUGCAGUUAACGGGUGCCAUCAGAAUAAGAGUCCAAACAGCUGAUAAAAUUAUCAGCUUCACUUCCAGCUAAAAUAUGUGUCCUCUGUUCAUAAAAAUCUUUCAUUUAGUGAAAAGGUUCAUCCCAUGUUGUCCUUUCACGUCAAAAUCCACCAACAUACUUGUUUAGAACUGUUUUGGACUUUUUGUUUAAAAGCCGCUUAAUCUGUGUAUAUUUUUCACCUGAUUCAGAGGAAGUUACUUUUUAACUGGAGGACUCAUAUUUGAAGUUAAAUAUAUUACAAACAUGCAGCUUUUCGAUGCACAAGACAUUAAUUGAUGAUCUGGGGAAAUGUUUAUUACUUGUGGAUUAUUGUGAUGUUUUUAGCAUUUCUUUGCACACUCAUUCUGACGGCACCCAUUCACUGCAGAGGAUACGUUGAUGAGCAAGUGAUGUAAUGCUAAAUUUCUCCAAUUCUGUUCUGAUGAAUAAACUCAUCUACAUCUUGGAUGGCAUGAGGAUGAGUAAAUGUAAUUGUUCCUUUAGAUGCAACUAUUUUAAUAUUGACUUAUUAGUGUAUGAUUGCAAUGCCAUGAAUAACUAAUAAGUUUGCUAUCUUGCAAGAGUUUCAUUGUGUGGUUGUAUACGCUUUCCUCAAUAUUGAUUUAAAGUUCAUUGUCUUAUGAUUUCCAACAUCUUUAAACCACUUUUCAUUCUUCAUGAAAGGAGAUUUAUGUUAUGUAUAUGUUUCUUUAAUGUAAAUAUUUAUUUAUUAUUCAUGUUUCAUAUCUUUUAUUGUUUGGAGAAGUGUACUUUAAUCAUCAAGGGCAGCUCCAGAUAUCCUCAUACAGUAUAUGCACAUGCAUGAUGUGCAUGCUCUCAGUGCACAUACUACUGAUGAGUCUUUUUAUAUCAUUUUAAUAUUCCCAGCAAAGCAUGUGGGAUGUAAUCACUGAAUCUGCUGUUUUAUGAUGCUUUAAAGGUGCUGAAAUGUACUCUCCUUAUUAUGUUCUGUGGCUUCUGUUACAUUCUCCCAUGUAUUUAAUUUAGUACAAGUCUUUUACAACAUCAACAUCCGGGGAUAUUUCUUUUGAACCAUUUUUAUUUAAACCGGUGUUCCUUUAUAUGCAACCAGAAGAGAAACUACACACAUUAGGAGAUGUUUAAAAAAAAAAAAAAAAGAUGGAAACAAUCAGAAUGUUAUUUUUGAAUCAAAGUACACUGUGGGCUUCAUCAGGUCAGGAGUUGUUCCACUCCUCUAAGAAAAUUAAAUUACUAUGACUAAAUGUA